AUGAGCACCUUGGCUCCGCCUCAAUCGGCUGGAAUCCCGUCCACGAAGGAGGGCUUCACAGCAGCUCUCAAGGCCAGAAAUCCGAAUAAUCAGUACAUUGCCCACUUGAAAAUAUGGGAAACUGUCGGUGAGGAGGGGGCUGGAGGCGGCGGUGGUGCGGGGGGCUCGAGGAAAGCAAGGUACAUCAUUUUGGCAGCUGCGAGAGGAACCGGCGUGGUGACGCUUAACAAAGCCAAGAGGAACAUGAAUGGCAGUUUUAGCAUCGGCAAGGAUUGGGACAUCAAUACUUUGAGAGAGAUCACGGUGCACUCUGUGAGUAGAUGGCAGAGAGAUGCGGCGCGCUGCCUUGUCCGAUUAGCAACGUGCAACGCCUGUCUAUGUUGGCUCACCCUCUUCACAUUCUCUGCCUCAGCCCGACACAUUCACCUUGACAUUGUCCCGACCAAACCAAUGGCAGACUGACAGGCCCAAGGAGCAAAAGGUGUUUCUUCAGUCGCUCGUCAAGAUCUGGCGCAAGUACAUGAACGAUCCUCAUGGCCCGCCAUGUUCCGGCUUAGAGUUUCCUCCUGAGAUGACGCCUUCCAUCCAGCCUUCGACCAUUAGCUUGGCACCUCCCGGCGUGCCACCUGUGCCAUUGAUCCCCGCGAGCGUAGCUGCACCAGCACCCGCAGCAUCACUUCCGGUCGCUGCCGUCCAGUCUUCGCAGGCACCCAGUCUGGCGCUGAACACGAAUGUUCACAGGGAGCGUUCCAGAGAGUCUCCAACUGCAUCCAGAUCACCGGCCAGGACGCCGACAGCCGAUGGCUUCUACGAUCCGAGAUCGAGAGAGGUCCGAGAUACAAGGCCAGGCUCCUCCAAUAGCGUUGCCGCCACCGGCAACGUCUCCAGCGAGGCUCCACGCAGGCCUAAUCCUCUAAGGCGUCCGACCAUCACAAGAACUGACAGCAUGCGUAGCGGAGAUAGGUCAGACGGGUCGACAUCGGUACCUGCUAUCAAGCUGUCCGACCCUUCGAGUAGACUGGGCACUCCGACCAACGCUCUACCCAGCGACAUUAAUCGCAACGCCAAUCGCAGUCCAGCCCCUCGGCAGCCAAGUCCCUUGGCUCAUCUUCAGCCGCGCGAUGCUCACUCUGAAACGAGGAAGGCAUCAGUCACCGGCACCCUCGAGUCGACUGUCAGCCAGACUGCCCGCGCCGAUGUAUCUCAUUCAACUUCGACGUCGCUGCUCAGAAAGGCUGCCUCCAACGACGAGCAGGUUGGCCCCAAUGGUACAGACGCAACAGAGCAAAAAGCCCCCUCAUCGUCUCCUCCUCGUUCCCGGCCUAGGCCCAUCCAGCAACGCAGCACGUCUGGCUCAUCUCUGUCUGGAGGUGGUGAUGCUCGAGCGCGUCUUAGCGCAGUCGAGCCGGUACGUGGUGGUGCAGCAUAUGAGAGGAUGCUAUUGGCUGGCACCGGCUUGCGGGAAGUCGCAGAAGGUGACGAAGAACAGGAAGAAGAGCUGGAGGAUGCUUAUGGUGGUGCGGAAGUAGAGGAUGUGGAUGCGUCUCCUUUCAAACCUCCUCCAAGGAAGAAGAAAAACAACUCCAUCAAAAGAGCGCAGGCGGCUCGAGCUGAAGCUGAUGACAGAUCAGUGUCUGUCGUUGGUGGCGGAGGCGAAGAAGAGGAAGAAGAUACCACAUUGCUGAACGUUGAGGAGAUGCUAGAGGGAUUCGAGUGGAAGCACACGAAUGCGACGGUAAUUGGCGGAAGAUCGAUGCUGGAUCCCACGCAUGCUGGGGCGCUGAGACAAGGAGCGCCAGGCAAGGGUACGGCAGAUGUCAUCGAGGCUCGCUUGCUUGACGAGCUGGCCGCGCUUGAUGCUGCGAACAUUCACGCCAUCAUUGAAUCCGACGAUCGUGUCAACCUCGUCGUUCAGCACAUGGAAGAAGCACUGGGUCAGCUCGACAUGAUCGACAGCAUGAUCGCUGGCUUCAAGGUACAGCUCAAUGCACGGACGGAUGAUAUAUCGCACAUCGAGUCCCAAAACCGCGGUUUGCAAGUUCACACUUCCAAUCAGCGCCAGCUGGCAAACGAGAUUGAAAAACUGCUUUCCACUGUUCACGUGGAUGACGAUGCUGUCGCCGCGCUCAUGUAUGCCGGAUUACAGGAUGAUGCUGGUAUAGCAGACGCGGAACGAGCGGCAGCUGCGCUGUACAAAGCCAUGUUGCAAGCUCGCAAAACGGAGGAAGAGCGAGCAGCUGGUGCAGGAGCGGAAGCGAUGAUGGCAGCUGCGACGGAGAGGUCGGAGGAGUACGAAGGCUUGGCAGAAAGCUUCGCGAAGAGAUUACUGCAGCACCUCACGCAAGAGUUCAACGAGCAGACCAACAUCAUCCUCGGAGACCCUACUCGGCGAGCAGCACUCUCUCCGCCGAAUCCUACGCUUCGUAACCAUGCUCAAGUGGAGGACACAUUGGGCAGGUAUUGUGGACUACUGCUCUACGCUAAAGAGGUCACUUCUGCACAAUUCUCCAGGAUCUCUGCAGGCUACUUCGCGAGUGCCAGCGAAAGGUACAGGAGAGAGAUGGUGCAGCUCUUCACUGUCUGGAAAGAGCAGAUGCGCACGCCCAGCGAGGAGGAGGAGGCGGAUUCGACCUUCUCAUCGCCCGCGUCUGUCACUACUGCUGCUGCCCUUAGGAGCGGUACCAUCAGGCGCGCAGGCAAGGAUAGAGGUAGAGGAACACAUACGAUGGGCGAUACUAACGCAGCAGAGGUAAGUGGCGUGCGUGCGCGAGCCUUUGGGUGGAUGUGACUUUGCUCACAUUUCCUGCUUGCAGGCCUUUGCAAGACUUCUGCAUUCGGUCAUGCCUCUGAUCGCCAAGGAGGAAGCUUUCAUCUCUGAUCUGCUGCACAUCAACGACAACGCAGUCACCUUCGCAGACUAUAUGGACCUCGAGCCUUACUUUAGGCGCAGAGCUGCGGCUGUCUUCGGUUCUGAGACAUUGCAAGGGUCCGCUCCUCUCAGAGAGAUGAAGAGCGCUUUGGAACUCAUCUUUGGCUUCUUGGCGCCGGAGUGGCAAGCAUUCGCAGACCUUGCAAUGCAGCGCGAUCGCUUGUGAGUCGGGUCCGCUGCUGCGUAGUGUACUUCUUCGAAUUCUCACCGUUUCCCAAUGUUUCGCCUUGCAGACAACUCUUUGGGAUCCUUGCUGCGCUCGAUCGGGCGCUCAUCGACGCUGAAGAAAUGUCUAGCGAAUUCUUGGUCCGUAGCCUUUCCAAGGUGCACAUGCGUCUAGCUGGCCUUUUGGAAAGGUUCGUCGGCGAGCAAAUCAGAGCGAUUGAGCAGACAAAGCUUACCGUCAAGAAGCGCAAGGGAGUGGUGCACUUUAUCAAGGUGUUCCCGGUCUUUGUGGAGAGGAUCGAAGCUCAGCUUGUGAACGCCGAGACCCUCAACAUACGCGCUGCUGUUGACGGGUACUAUGAGCAGAUUGCAAGGACCAUGUUUGAUGCGCUUCAAGCUAUGGCGAAGAUGGAAGGAGGGGGCGGCGGGGUCAUGCCAGGAGGCGCUGCGGAUGAUGACAAGCAGGCUCUGAAUCACCACGUCAUCUUGAUUGAGAAUAUGCACCAUUUCGUCAAGGAAGCUUCUAGGGUUCGCAACUCUGCCCUCGGGCAGCUCAUCAAGCGCGCUGAAUCCAUCUACGAGGAUCAUCAGCACGCUUACGUCAACGCUGUACUGCGCAGGCCGCUCGGCAAGGUCAUGGUGAGUUGCUCGCGCACGUGUGAGUCCUUUGCUAGCAGCGCGGGUAGUACCUGACGCAGAUUGCUUUAUGUCGUAGGACUUUGGCGAUGGUAUCGACGCUCUACUGCGAUCCACACCAGCCAACGAGGUCUCGCUUCACAGCGCCUUUUCGAGAAGUAAUUUCAAACGACUAGUCAAAGAGAACAGCGCAAAAGACAUUCGCAAGGCUAUCGAAGCGUUGUCAAAGCGUGUGCAAAAGGUGAGCUUGGUGUGGGCGCUUCAAGUGCCUCUUGCAAGAACUUGCUCAUCCCUGCAUUCUUCCCGCCCGUAGCACUUUGGUCUGGACGACGACGAUCUAGCUGGUCUGGCCCUUGCAGCAGCUGCUGGGAGUGCGGAGCCUGCCGUGGACGAAGCUGCAGAGGUGCUGACGAGGGUGUGGGGUGCAUGCGAGGAAGCGUUUGUAAGGGAGACGGAGCGUCAAGCUAGAAUAGCUCGAGACUGCUAUGCGGGUGGAGUUUCGCUCGAGUAUGGCGUAGACGACGUCAAGAAGCCCUUUGCCAACAAUGUCCCAACUCCGAUCGGACGGAGAAGAUAG
Ceraceosorus bombacis is the source of this 4307-nucleotide messenger RNA. The record is from the annotation of a GenBank genome assembly. NCBI's taxonomy places the organism in Eukaryota, Fungi, Basidiomycota, Exobasidiomycetes, Ceraceosorales, Ceraceosoraceae.